This is a messenger RNA of Sparassis crispa, 927 nucleotides long. RefSeq lists its product with no specific name. The transcript has 5 exons. The coding region runs from base 1 to 927 and encodes 308 amino acids. The record is from RefSeq and is a predicted model, not a curated record. NCBI's taxonomy places the organism in Eukaryota, Fungi, Basidiomycota, Agaricomycetes, Polyporales, Sparassidaceae.
AUGCGCGUACUCAUCCUCGGUGCCUCAGGUUUCAUUGGCUUUCCAGCUGCGCAGGCCUUCGUCCGUGCAGGGCACAUAGUGUACGGUGUAACUCGUUCUCAGGAGAAGGCGAAACAACUUGCUGGAGAGGAGAUCAUCCCAAUCGUUGCCGAGGUGGCCGACCGUACCAAAUGGCUCCCCCUCGUCGCGACACUUGACGCGAUUGUCGAUGCCCUCGGUGGCUCUGACCUCCAGAAAAUCUGCUCGGAUAACUUCAACGAGACGGUGGCUGCCGCGCGGGAGCUCCGCCCUGCCCAUGCCCCGAAGCUGGGGUACAUCUAUACGUCUGGCGCCUGGGUGCAUGGCGACAACCGCACGGAUAUCAUCACCGACACAACCCCGAUCGCAUCGUCCAUCGAGCUGACGAGUUGGCGCCCGGCAGUAGAGCAGGUGAUUGCAACUAGCUCCGCCGUAAACGGCCUCGUCAUCCGCCCGUCUCUCCUCUACGGACGCUCCGGAUCGCUCCUCGCGCUUAUGUUCAAGAGCGCAUACGAGGGCAAGGCGAAGUGGUUCGGCACACCUGGCGGGAGGUUCUCGUUGAUCCACCAGGAUGAUCUAGCUACGAUGUUCGUGCUUGCCGCCGAGAAGUCGUCCAUCCUGGGUGGCACGAUCUUCGAUGCUGCCAACGACUUUUCGGAGAGCGUGGAUGAGAUUCUGCAGAAGCUCGUGCAGAUAUCAGGAGCGAGUGGAUAUGAGUACCUACAGCCCACCAACCUAUUCCAAGUUGCUCUCGGUACUUCCUCGUCUCUGCGUCCUUAUCUAGCUCGGUCUUUACUGGGGUGGCAACCUUGCAAGGCUGGUUUAAUUGACCACCUUGAUAUCUACUACAAUGCGUGGAAAGCGAAUCGAGUGCACAAAAAAUCACUAAGAGAAAAAGCAAAAAUAUAG